AUGGCCGAUCCUACACCGGAUGAAGCCAGGAUGAUGGACCUGGAAAAUAAUGACAAUGGAAAAUUUCUAGUGAAUCAGACCGUGCAUGACUUCUCGUGGCGGGGUCUGACAGUAACGGUCAAGGAUCGUGAGACGAAACAGUCUCGCGAUUUGAUCAAUGAUAUCUCCGGUGAUGUGCAGAAGGGGGAGCUCGUUGCCCUGAUGGGCCCGUCGGGCUGUGGCAAGACCACGCUGCUCAACGUGUUGGCUCGACGUGCCGCGACAUCUGGGGCCAAGGUGCUCGGUGAAAGCUAUGUCAACGGCUUGCGGGUCGACUCGAAGGCUUUCCAGCGUAUGACUUCAUAUGUCGAGCAGGAAGAUGCGUUGAUCGGAUCCUUGACCGUGCAGGAGACGUUGAAGUUCGCUGCGGAUUUGUCACUCCCUAGCUCGGUGUCGAAACGCCAACGCAUGGAUCGGAUUCAGACACUUUUGGAAGCAUUUGGUAUACAGAACCAGGCGAAAACGCUAGUUGGCACACCGAUCCGAAAGGGCAUCAGUGGUGGCCAGAAGCGUCGAGUGAGUGUUGCUAGUCAGUUGAUUACUUGUCCCAAGAUUAUGUUCUUGGAUGAGCCGACUAGUGGACUGGAUUCGACUGCGAGCUUUGAAGUGAUGUCGUAUGCAAAGGAACUGGCACGGACCAACAAUAUCAUCAUCAUUGCCAGUAUCCAUCAGCCCUCGACUUCAACGUUUCGGCUCUUCGAUAAGCUGCUUCUCCUUUCGUCCGGGAGAACAUGCUACUUCGGUCCGGUCCCUGUUGUGGAGGGUUACUUCAAUGAAAUCGGCCAUCCAAUCCCCACGAACACCAAUCCAGCGGAGUUCUUGUUGGACAUUGUCAGUGCAGACUUCAACAGCUCAAAGGAGUUGGCACAGGAGCGAGUUCAGGCCAUCCAGGCUGCCUGGGCAGAGUCGGCAGCGAGCGAGGCAGUGAAUAGGAAGGUUGCAGACCGAGCCCAGUCGGUGGAAAAGGAUGGAGACAACGCACUGAUUGAUGACAUGGCUCGACCUGGUCCACUGCCAAUCACUUACGCUUUGCUUCAUCGUUCGUUCAUCAAGUCCUAUCGCGAUGUCGUUGCUUAUGGAAUUCGAAUUGUGAUGUAUCUUGGCUUGGCUAUCAUGAUGGGUACUGUAUGGCUUCGUCUCCACCCGUCGCAGGAGUAUAUUCAGCCGUUCAUCAAUGCCAUUUUCUUCGGAUCUGCAUUCAUGUCCUUCAUGGCUGUGGCAUACGUGCCAGCCUUCUUAGAAGACCGAGCAACUUUCGCAAAAGAGCGAGCCAAUGGCCUGUACGGUGCAACGCCCUUUAUGGUCUCGAACUUCAUCAUCGGCCUACCCUUCUUGUUCAUAAUAUCACUUCUAUUCUCAAUCAUCUCAUACUGGCUCUCCAACUUUCGCCCCACAGGUGACGCCUUCUUCAACUGGGUGAUGUGGAUAUUCCUCGACCUCGUGGCAGCAGAGUCCCUCGUCGUCCUCGUGACAGCCAUAUUCCCAAACUUCGUGAUUUCCUUGGCUCUAGUAGCGUUCGCCAACGGGCUAUGGAUGAGCGUCGGAGGGUUUUUGGUCACGCCGACGAUUCUGAAUCCGUUCUGGAAAUAUGUGUUCCACUACAUCGAUUAUCAGGCAUAUGUUUUCCAAGGCAUGAUGGUGAAUGAGUUUUCUAAGAGGAAUUACUCUUGCGGUGAUGGCUGUCAGUGUAUGUAUACCACUGAUUUGGCAGAUCAGUGUUUGAUCCGGGGAGAUGCGGUGCUGGAACAGUAUGGGUAUGCCACUGGUCGGAGGGGGAAAUGGGUUGGGAUUCUGAUUGGCAUCAUUGCUGUCUAUCGGCUGUUUGGAUGGAUUGCUCUGUAUCUGCGCAGAAACUGA
Molecule: messenger RNA, 1896 nt
Organism: Penicillium antarcticum
Lineage: Eukaryota; Fungi; Ascomycota; Eurotiomycetes; Eurotiales; Aspergillaceae
Product: putative ABC transporter
Exons: 8
Coding region: 1-1896 (631 amino acids)
Cellular component (GO): membrane
Molecular function (GO): ABC-type transporter activity; ATP binding; ATP hydrolysis activity
Source: RefSeq, a predicted model, not a curated record